UACGAAGAAAUAGAAAAGGAGUUGGAGGAGCUUCAAGGAAUUGUAGUAACCAUCCAGGAAAUUAACACAAAGUUGCACAAUUUAACAAACAAUGAGAAAAAGAAUAUUGGCUCAUCUGGAGGAUCACCAUCAUCAUGGCCAUUGUACCAAAAAGUACAUGACGUACUUGGCCCUUUUCGGAAAUAUAAUCUUGAGGAUGUUGUCUAAGACACCAUAUCAGGUUUGUAAAAUAGGACAUUAGACCUGACCAAUUCCGCGCCAAUUAUGCCUCUCAUAAGUUGUCUACAUUGAGUGCAACAAAACUUAUUCAAGAAGCAAUCCAAAUAAAUAACUAUUGUACUACCCUUUUCCAUAACUGCGAA
Messenger RNA from Stomoxys calcitrans (stable fly), 362 nucleotides. RefSeq lists its product as uncharacterized. Lineage: Eukaryota; Metazoa; Arthropoda; Insecta; Diptera; Muscidae. The transcript is spliced from 2 exons. The annotation marks the transcript as partial. The record is from RefSeq and is a predicted model, not a curated record.